Messenger RNA from Pediculus humanus corporis (human body louse), 168 nucleotides. RefSeq lists its product as uncharacterized. The record is from RefSeq and is a predicted model, not a curated record. The transcript has 2 exons. NCBI's taxonomy places the organism in Eukaryota, Metazoa, Arthropoda, Insecta, Psocodea, Pediculidae. The coding region runs from base 1 to 168 and encodes 55 amino acids.
AUGAAAAAUAAUGGUGUUGCCUGUUUGAGUUAUUUAGUUAUAGAUACGUAUAGAUUUAGUGUAAUGAACAAAUCUGAAAAUCAUGUAAUUAAAUUAAAAAAAUUAGAAAGAAAAAAAUAUGAAGAAGGAGGAGAUGGAGAAGGAAAAGACUUGAAUGUUAAUUUUUAA